Molecule: messenger RNA, 732 nt
Organism: Tympanuchus pallidicinctus (lesser prairie-chicken)
Lineage: Eukaryota; Metazoa; Chordata; Aves; Galliformes; Phasianidae
Gene: MRPL35
Product: mitochondrial ribosomal protein L35
Exons: 4
Coding region: 125-649 (174 amino acids)
Biological process (GO): translation
Cellular component (GO): ribosome; mitochondrion
Molecular function (GO): structural constituent of ribosome
Source: RefSeq, a predicted model, not a curated record
CGCCAUUUUAGAAAGCGCCCGGAGGGGGCCGCGCUCCUCCCAGCGGGGACGCGGCGCUCUGCAGCCGUGUGUUGGCGCGGCCCGGCCUGAUCUCCGCCGGCUGCCGUAGGCUGGGCGCGGGGACAUGGCGGCAGCGGCGGUGCGAGGGGCUCUGGCGGGGAUGCUGCGGCCGCUGGCGCGCUGGGCUCCCGUCGCUGCGGGACGAACCGCGUCCGUCCACUGCUGCCACAGCCGAGCGCGGGCGGCGGUGGCUCCGCUGGGGAAACCGCUGACCCUCGGCAUCGUGCCCGGCGGGGGUUCCGCGCUGCUCAGCAGACUCACACCUGUACUUCCAAACCUACUUCAGCAGCCCGUGAGGCCUCUCACUUAUUGUAGUCUACGGAAGGGAAAGAGGAAGUCUGUGAAAGCUGUUGUUAAGAGGUUUCUCCGACUGCACAAUGGUCUUUGGGUUAGGAGAAAGUCUGGUUACAAGAAGAAAUUGUGGAAGAAGUCUACUGCCCAGAAGAAGCGCUUGAGAGAGUUUGUGUUGUGCAACAGAACGCAGUGUAAACUCCUGGAUAAGAUGACCACUUCUUUCUGGAAAAGAAGAAAUUGGUAUGUUGAUGAUCCCUACCAGAAGUAUCACGACCGCACAAAUCUUCCUCUGUAGGAAUCUGUAAUUAUUUUAUAAAUGAACACAUGCAUAUCAUCUGCUCAGAAGUAUGGCCCAAAAUAAAGGAAUAGUAAAGACUA